Molecule: messenger RNA, 1850 nt
Organism: Durusdinium trenchii
Lineage: Eukaryota; Dinophyceae; Suessiales; Symbiodiniaceae
Source: the annotation of a GenBank genome assembly
GAAGGUCGGUCACAAAACAUACGUUUUGAAUUACGCAGUGCCUGGACUGGACUCGCCAUGGCAGUGGAGGAUGCCCUCGAAGAGGGUGAGGUGCAGAGACAUGAUGAGGUGGCGAAAAAUGGUCACGUAGUGAAUGGAGUGAAUGGAGGGAAAGAGGAUGGAGAGCAAGCUGAAGAGACAGGAGAUGGAGAAGAUGAUGCAGAGAAAGAGGCAGAAGCAGAGCCCAAGCCGGAACGAGAGGAAGAUGUGCACAAAGAAGAGAACCUGAAAGCGGAAGCGGCAGAGGAGGCGGAGGAGGAGGAAGCAGAAGAAAAGGCAGAAGGAGAGAAAGAGGCGGAGGACGAAGAGAAUGUGAAAGCGGAAGGAGAAGAAGAGGCAGACGCGGAGGAAGAGGAGGUGGAAGCGGAGGAAGAGGAGGAAGCAGAUGAGGAGGUGGAAGCAGAAGAGGUGGCAGGGGAGCAGGAGCUUGAAGCAGACGACGAAGAAGAUUUUGAAGCUGAAAACCCAAGCCAGGAAGCAGGAUAUGGGGAUGAAGAAGAGUGGGCAGAUGAGCAACCACCUGAGCAAAAGAAGGGCUCAAAAGGCGGAGGUCGUGGCAAAGCCAACGGCCACACAGAGGUGUGGCCCUCACUGCCUGCGAGGCCUGCCCCGCGCCGCUGGACUGGUCGCCCACAGGGAGGCUCUGCAGCUCCCCAGGAUGCCCCAGUGCCCAAAGUGCGGAAGGAGAGGGAUGAGAUUGAGAUGGAUGAGGACGUGCUCUCGCAACUGAGGCAUUUGGAGGAUGAGAACGAAGACUUGCAGAAGGAGUUGAGCAACGAGCGCCAGAGGGUGAAGCAAUUGCAGAAGCUUCAAGUAGAAGCUGCUCAGGCGAACCACCGGGAGUUUGAGGCCAAGAAGCGUGAGGCUGCUGCGUUGAGAGACCUGGAGGAAGCCAAAGCCUAUGUGUCGCGAAGGCACACCUUCGCCCUGAAUGAGAAGGCCGAGCUGUUGCAGCAGAUCACUGACCUGAAGCGGCAGCUGCAAGAAUCCAAGGAUCGCGAGGUGGCGCUGAACCUGGAAGCACAGGAAGCGAACGAAGCUCGUGCGGACGUGAGGGUCGAGCAGGAGGACUUCAAGAAAGAGGCUGAACAUUGGCGAAAGGAUGCGGCAGAGCAAGCGGUGCGGGUGAAAUCGGCCGAGCAACGCUUGCAGCAGCUCGAACAGCGGAAGCUCGAUGACAAGGCAAAAAUCAAGGCCUUGGCAGAGCAACUGCAAGCAGCCGUGGACGCGGGCUUCUCAGCUGCAUCCUGCACUGCGCCCCAUGAGCCCCAAGCGAGGCCCAAAGCUGCGAAGCACAGCAAGGCUGAACCCAAAGUUGAUCAGCCUGUGGUGAAGCCCAAUGGCAAGCAUCUUCCCUCUGACAUCAGCUUGCCAGGCGAAGAAGUGAGGAUAUCCUGGAGUCUUGGUUGGCUUUUUCGUCGUGCUGAACCAGCACCUCAGCAGCAGAAGCAGGCCCCUGGACGGCUGAAGGCGGCCAAGGCCAAGAGCAAAGGAAAGAAGGUCGAAAAGCCGGGCAAGGCCGCCAAGACGACAAGCGAUAGCCUCACGGACCAGGACGAAGCCGAGCACCAAAAGACGCAGCAUGCAAUCUUGUUGGUUUUGGUCCUUCUGGUGGUCUUCAACAUGGCUUGGGCCUCCUGGUGGCGAGCCUCAUAGGCCAAAAGUGAGUCAACGGCGCGAGGACACGCCAAGAGGGUCGGGGACGUGGCGCGCGAAGAUCGAGCUCCUCUGCUGAGUUUGAGCUUGAGCGCAGCCGUGAGGGAUUCAUCACCGUAAGAAUUGUGCCAUUGGUGACUCCAUGGUAGUUGUUG